CACGAGCUUGCUUGCAGAGUGUCUGGCGGUGUGGCGAGUGCGGUCCGACUGUGGUUGUGUUGCAGGUCUACUUGUGUUCACAGCGACACGCUCCAGGCGCCUUUCUCGUCUUGACCGUUGUGGAGCGAUGGGAAUUUGGGAGAAAUGGCUCUGAAACACACCGGCCGAGCGCUGCUGGCCCUUCUGGGGCUACUGGCCGUCGCCAAUGCUCUGCGUUGUAACUGCACAACAUGUGAGAAGACAGGCUAUGAGUGCGAGACAGAUGGCGCCUGCAUGGCCUCCACGUACACCAUUCAGGGGAAGGAGCAACAUGUACGCAUCUGCAUCAAACGGGAUAACUUGGUUCCGCCCGGGCAACCUUUCUACUGUCUGAGCGCUGAGGGUCUACUCAACACUCAUUGCUGCUAUGUGGAUUACUGCAACAGUAUAGACCUGAAAGUUCCUGUUCCCACAAAGGAGGACCUUUCAGGCUUGGGCAGCUCUUGGGGCCCGGUGGAGCUAGUGGCAGUCAUUGCGGGGCCCGUCUUUCUGCUCUGUGUGCUGUUGAUGGUUGGCGUUUUCCUGUUCCAGUAUCAUCAGAGGGCCUACAGUCACAGGCAGAGGCUGGAGGUAGAGGACCCAUCCUGUGACCAUCUGUACUUGGCCAAGGACAAGACCCUGCAGGACCUCAUCUAUGACAUGUCUACCUCCGGAUCAGGCUCUGGUCUGCCCCUGUUUGUGCAGCGCACUGUGGCCAGGACUAUUGUGCUGCAGGAAAUUAUAGGAAAGGGUCGUUUUGGAGAGGUUUGGAGAGGCAAGUGGCGUGGAGGGGACGUGGCGGUGAAGAUCUUCUCAUCCAGAGAGGAACGCUCGUGGUUCAGAGAAGCUGAGAUCUAUCAGACAAUAAUGCUGCGCCAUGAAAACAUCCUGGGAUUCAUUGCAGCAGACAAUAAAGACAACGGCACAUGGACACAGCUGUGGCUGGUGUCGGACUACCACGAGCACGGCUCGCUUUUUGACUACCUGAACCGCUACUCGGUCACCAUCGAGGGCAUGAUCAAGCUGGCACUGUCGGCUGCCAGUGGACUGGCACAUCUGCACAUGGAGAUCCUCGGCACUCAGGGUAAGCCUGGCAUCGCUCACCGUGACCUCAAGUCUAAAAAUAUCCUGGUCAAGAAAAACGGCAUGUGCGCCAUCGCGGACCUUGGUCUGGCUGUACGGCAUGAGUCUAUCACAGACACGAUCGAUAUUGCUCCUAACCAACGUGUGGGCACCAAGAGAUACAUGGCUCCUGAAGUGUUGGACGAAACCAUCAACAUGAAGCACUUUGACUCCUUCAAGUGCGCCGACAUCUACGCACUGGGCCUGGUGUACUGGGAGAUAGCACGUCGCUGCAAUGCAGGAGGUAUCCACGAGGAGUACCAACUGCCCUACUACGACCUGGUGCCCUCUGACCCCUCCAUAGAGGAGAUGAGGAAGGUGGUAUGUGACCAGAAGCUGCGGCCCAAUGUACCCAACUGGUGGCAGAGCUACGAGUCUCUGCGCGUGAUGGGCAAGAUCAUGAGGGAGUGCUGGUACUCCAAUGGGGCGGCCCGACUGACGGCGUUGCGCAUCAAGAAGACUCUGUCGCAGCUCAGCGUGGAGGAGGACAUCAAGAUGUGAGCGGAAACGCACAACUAAACCGCGCCCCUUCCCCACUGCCCUCCUCGCUCCCCCCUCCCUACCAGGGAAGAAACACUCAAGCCAGACUGCAAAUGCAAGAAGCCCUGCCAGUUUUUGAAGCCACACUCUGAGUUGUGACAAGGCCUACCUCACCUUUUAGCCAAAACUACUGAGACUACGCCCUAGUCCUCCUCCACCUUGUCAUCCUCGUGUCAACCUCGCCGUCUUCACUACCACUGUUAAUAUCAUCUCACUCCACCUGUCUUACUUCCAUUUCCUACGGCAGGAACUACUACUGCAGAGGGCCGCUUUCUUUCCUCCUUUUAUUUCACAUGGCUCUCCAGCAGCAGGUUUCAAUCAUCUUCAUGGCUGUGAAUGUUUAAAGACACUAAUCUUGUAGUCCGGCGUGAUAGGACUACAAACAUGGCGGCUCGCUCUAGCAAUCUGACUCAAACUCCAAUUGUGAGAGUUUUUUAGUUUCCUUUGUGAGUCCUGCAGGUAACCACUGGACUACACACACACACACACACACACACACACUGUCCACUUCCUGGCAGGAAACAUUUAAGUUAAGUUAAAGUUAAAGUACCAAUGAUUGUCACACACACACUAGGUGUGGUGAAAUUUGUCAAACAUGUUUGGGAUGUUAAUUUAUUUGACUUUGCGUUACUUCAUGCGGAUGAACACUGAGAUGAAAGUGGAAAGGAGCGGUGUAAUCAGAGCCGGUUUAAAUGUUUUUUUUUUUUUAUAUGUAUACAGUAUAUAUAUAUAUAUAU
Entelurus aequoreus (snake pipefish) is the source of this 2417-nucleotide messenger RNA. Its product is annotated as activin receptor type-1B-like. The record is from RefSeq and is a predicted model, not a curated record. Gene Ontology annotation, molecular function: activin receptor activity, type I; activin binding; ATP binding. Bases 145 to 1641 code for a protein of 498 amino acids. Gene Ontology annotation, cellular component: activin receptor complex; plasma membrane. Lineage: Eukaryota; Metazoa; Chordata; Actinopteri; Syngnathiformes; Syngnathidae. The transcript has 9 exons. Gene Ontology annotation, biological process: activin receptor signaling pathway; nervous system development; protein phosphorylation.